UCGGCGGCGGGGCGGCCCUCGGCGCUCGGCGGCGGCCACGGAGCUGCCGGCCUGGCGGCUGCGCUGCGAGGGCGGGCGGCAGCGCUGGCGCUACCUGGGCGAUGGCGAUGGCGAUGUCGGAGAGCCGCGGGCGCAGACGGCGCUGGAGCAGCACAGCCUCGGGCUGGACACGGGCGCAGCGCUGCCCCCGCUGCCGGCGGCCGGCUCGGCCCGGGAGGCGGCCCGCAGGGGGAUGCGGUUCUACGCGGCCCUGCAGGCCGAGGAUGGGCACUGGGCGGGCGACUACGGCGGGCCGCUGUUCCUGCUGCCAGGUCUCCUCAUCACCUGCCACACGGCCAAAAUCCAGCUGCCGGAGGCGUUCCGGAAGGAGAUGAUCCGCUACCUGCGCUCUGUGCAGCUCCCGGACGGAGGCUGGGGCUUGCACGUGGAAGACAAAUCAACGGUGUUUGGCACAGCACUCAACUACAUAGCCCUGAGGAUCCUGGGGCUUGGACCGGAUGACCCUGACAUCGUGCGGGCCCGUGUCAACCUGCACAGCAAAGGAGGUGCUGUGGGAAUCCCUUCCUGGGGCAAGUUCUGGCUGGCUGUCUUGAACGUUUAUAGCUGGGAGGGAAUGAACACGCUUCUCCCAGAGAUGUGGCUGCUUCCCACGUGGUUCCCAGCCCACCCGUCCCGGCUCUGGUGUCACUGUCGCCAGGUUUACCUUCCCAUGAGCUACUGCUACGCCAAGCGUUUGUCAGCGGAAGAGGAUGAGCUCGUACGGAGCCUGCGACAGGAGCUGUACGUGCAGGACUAUGCCAGCAUAGACUGGCCAGCGCAGAGGAACAACGUGGCUGCCUGUGACGUGUACACCCCGCACAGCUGGCUGCUGGACGCUGCCUACGCCAUCAUGAACAUGUAUGAAGCCCACCACAGCACUCACCUGCGGCAGCGAGCCAUCGCAGAGCUGUACGACCACAUCAAAGCUGAUGAUAGAUUCACCAAGUGCAUCAGCAUCGGGCCAAUUUCCAAGACCAUCAACAUGCUGGUUCGCUGGUUUGUGGAUGGGAAGAACUCCCCAGCUUUUCAGGAGCAUGUUUCCAGGAUCCCGGACUAUCUCUGGCUGGGCCUUGACGGCAUGAAGAUGCAGGGCACAAACGGAUCCCAGCUCUGGGAUACUGCCUUUGCCGUCCAAGCCUUUUUGGAGGCAGAAGCCCAGAAGAUGCCUGAAUUCACCUCCUGCCUCCAGAAUGCCCAUGAGUUCCUGCAGUUCACCCAGAUCCCGGAGAACCCACCUGACUACCAGAAAUACUAUCGCCAUAUGAACAAGGGUGGCUUCCCCUUCAGCACGCGGGACUGUGGCUGGAUCGUGGCAGACUGCACAGCAGAGGGGCUGAAGGCAGUCAUGCUGCUGCAGGAGAAGUGCCCCUUCAUAGCCAAGCUUGUGCCCCCUGAGCGCCUCUUUGAUGCUGUGAAUGUGUUGCUGAGCAUGAGGAACUCGGAUGGAGGCUUUGCCACAUACGAAACCAAGCGAGGAGGCCACUUGCUGGAGAUGCUGAACCCCUCGGAGGUGUUUGGUGACAUCAUGAUCGACUACACGUACGUGGAAUGUACCUCGGCCGUCAUGCAGGCACUGAGACACUUCCAGAGCGAGUUCCCUGAGCACCGAGCCCUGGAGAUCAGGGAGACUCUGCGGAAGGGCCUGGAUUUCUGUCGCAAGACGCAGCGAGCGGAUGGGUCCUGGGAAGGGAGCUGGGGGGUUUGCUUCACCUAUGGCACCUGGUUCGGUCUGGAGGCGUUUGCCUGCAUGGAGCACACGUACCGUGACGGGGCUGCGUGCCGAGAGGUGGCCCAGGCCUGCCAGUUCCUCGUCUCCAAGCAGAUGGCAGAUGGUGGGUGGGGAGAGGAUUUCGAGUCCUGCGAGCAGCGCACGUACGUGCAGAGUGCCGAAUCUCAGAUCCACAACACCUGCUGGGCCCUGCUGGGGCUCAUGGCUGUCAGGUACCCUGAUGUCGACGUGCUGGAAAGGGGCAUUCAAGUGCUGAUUGAUAAGCAGCUGCCCAACGGGGACUGGCCUCAGGAGAACAUUGCCGGGGUGUUCAACAAGUCGUGUGCCAUCAGUUACACCUCGUACCGCAACGUCUUCCCCAUCUGGGCACUGGGCCGGUUCUGCCGCCUGCACCCCGACAGCCCCCUGGCUGGGCAGCUGCAAGCUGGGCUGGGGCCCCGGGAUGGAGCAGGUCAGGCUGUGCAGGAAACUGUGUCUGCCUGAACCUGGGCCACUGGGAAUGCCAGGGCCUUGGACUCGGCUUGGGUACCGGCAGCUGCGUGGGACCACGGGGGUGUGUGCUGUGUGGGAUGUCUCAGUGCUGACCUUAGCACAUGGACUGCUGCCUCUGCCAGGGAGAGCUGCUGCCCCGGCGCUGCAGAGCAUCUGCUUGCUGUUGAACCUCUUCUAAACAUUCCCUUUUUAAGGUUUUUCCCAGGUAUAUUCUCCAUCCCGGGAUGGGGAGCGAAGUGCCUUUUCAAAGCAUUUGGAAGAUCUGAGAAAGCUGCCAAGCUGUGUUGUGUUCCACAUCUGGACAGACCCUCAUCCUGAGUAGAGCAAGGCUGCCUUUCUCCUCCCAGGCUGGCUGGCUGUAUACCAAGAGUGUGGGAUUUGGGGCCUCCCCUGUGCCCAGCAUUAUGAUGGGAGGCCCCGCACAAUCCUUGCUGAGCUGUACUGAGGGUGCCAGUGAGAGCCUUUAAAGCGCUGUCUGGAGCCUGUGCUGGGAGGGGAAGGGCACCUGUCCUCACCCAGACAUGUGGGAAAAAGGAGUGCUUCACUCAAUUUUCUGAUGGGUUUGUCCCCCAGCUGAUGGCACUUGGCUUCCCAGCACCUCAGAGGUGAAGUCACCACCAUCGUUCCCACUUUGGAGAAGGGCCAGCUGGAGCAGGAAGCCCUGGGGUGGUUUGGCAUCGGGGCACAGCCUGGGCCCCAGGGCUCCAGCCUUCCCCUAGCACACAGCAAGUGCCUCUGCUCAGGCUGUGGUGUCGUUGGGCAUUCAUAAUCAGAGCUGGAAGACUGACAGGUUAAUAAAUUGUUAAUGGUGAGGCAAGAGGAA
This is a messenger RNA of Empidonax traillii (willow flycatcher), 3083 nucleotides long. It is a transcript of the gene LSS, whose product is annotated as lanosterol synthase. The record is from RefSeq and is a predicted model, not a curated record. The transcript has 21 exons. Lineage: Eukaryota; Metazoa; Chordata; Aves; Passeriformes; Tyrannidae. Gene Ontology annotation, cellular component: lipid droplet. The coding region runs from base 233 to 2251 and encodes 672 amino acids. Gene Ontology annotation, molecular function: lanosterol synthase activity. Gene Ontology annotation, biological process: triterpenoid biosynthetic process; cholesterol biosynthetic process.